AUGGACACACAACUCUUGAUGCUUAUUCGGGACCUGCAAAUGGCUAACAUGGCGACCAGAGCUACCACGACCGGUCGCGGUCGGGCCGCUACGGCCGGCGCCCAGGGCAUCCCAGCUGCGCCAGGCAUCGACUUCUCAACGAUGCUCGCCGCCGGUGGCAUGCCGGCCGCCAUGCUGCCGUCUCUGCAGCCGUCUCUGCAACCAAACCCCGCCGCCGUUCUUCCAAGCCUUGUUCCCGGUGCCACAGCUCCAAUCCUUGGUGCCGGUGCCACAGCUCCAAUCCUUGGUGCCGGUGCCACAGCUCCAAUCCUUGGUGCCGGUGCUGGAGGCGUUAACCCCGCCGUCGUUACUGCGCUGGCACGGCUUGGGUUGCAACGGCUUCAGCAACUGAUAAGCGAGGGACUACCCACGCAACCACCUGCAGCUGCUACGCACAACGAUGGCGAUGAUGGUAGCAAGGCGGAGGCCGCUGCGGCAGCCAAAGUGGGCGAUGGCGUCCCAGUGCCGGAACCUGAAGCGGCUGCCGAAGCAGCUGCACUACAGCUUGAGAACAUGAUGCCGACUCUGCUCUCGCUGCUGCCGCCCCUGGGCCAACCCCUUUCCCCGCCUCCAACGGACAGCGGCCUGGACAACGUUGCUGCGCCGCACUCCGCUCCGGGUGGCCGUCCUUUGGCGACAGGAAGCGACUCUGAGCGGCCGGAGCUGCCGAACCCUAGCCUUGGCGAUCUGGCGGCAGGUACAGCCAUCCGCAACCUGCAGGACCUUAACCUUGGAAACCGCGGUUCUGGAAGUGUCAACGUGAGUGCCAGCGGCGCUGUGCAGGGCCCGCCUGAGCCGCAGCCGCCUCCACAGGCUCGCGCUGAGGGACUUAGCGCAUCGGGAUCCAACGGCCACAUCCGCCCUGGCUCGGCGCCGCAGGACGAGAACCUCCAGCCAGCGGACAACAACAGCGGUGGUACCAGCGCAGGCGGAGCCACGCUGGGGGCGGAAGCCCCAGAACCCCGCGGGCAGACUUAG
Molecule: messenger RNA, 1017 nt
Organism: Volvox carteri f. nagariensis
Lineage: Eukaryota; Viridiplantae; Chlorophyta; Chlorophyceae; Chlamydomonadales; Volvocaceae
Exons: 2
Coding region: 1-1017 (338 amino acids)
Source: RefSeq, a predicted model, not a curated record